This is a messenger RNA of Vespa crabro (European hornet), 1491 nucleotides long. It is a transcript of the gene Galphaq, whose product is annotated as guanine nucleotide-binding protein G(q) subunit alpha. Gene Ontology annotation, biological process: phospholipase C-activating dopamine receptor signaling pathway; adenylate cyclase-modulating G protein-coupled receptor signaling pathway. Gene Ontology annotation, cellular component: heterotrimeric G-protein complex. Bases 45 to 1235 code for a protein of 396 amino acids. The transcript is spliced from 9 exons. The record is from RefSeq and is a predicted model, not a curated record. Gene Ontology annotation, molecular function: GTPase activity; guanyl nucleotide binding; G-protein beta/gamma-subunit complex binding. NCBI's taxonomy places the organism in Eukaryota, Metazoa, Arthropoda, Insecta, Hymenoptera, Vespidae.
UCCUUUUCUUCCUCCUUUAACGGAGGAUCCCGCUGUCCUGAGCCAUGGCGUGCUGCCUGUCGGAAGAGGCGAAAGAGCAAAAGCGUAUCAACCAGGAGAUCGAGAGGCAACUACGUAGGGAUAAACGAGAUGCAAGGAGAGAACUUAAGCUUUUAUUACUCGGUACUGGCGAAUCAGGAAAAUCCACGUUUAUCAAACAGAUGAGAAUUAUUCACGGCUCCGGUUACUCGGAUGAAGAUAAGAGAGGAUUCAUCAAGCUGGUCUACCAAAACAUAUUCAUGGCGAUGCAGUCGAUGAUACGGGCGAUGGAACUACUCAAGAUCGAGUACGCGGAAUCAUCGAAUAUAGAAAAAGCGGAACUCGUGAGAGCAGUCGACUUUGAGACGGUCACGACAUUCGAAAGUCCAUACGUUGAAGCGAUCAAGGACUUAUGGGCAGACGCCGGAAUUCAAGAGUGUUAUGAUCGCAGACGAGAGUAUCAACUAACAGACUCUGCUAAGUAUUACCUAAUGGAGAUAGAUCGAGUUGCGGCGCCAAACUAUCUCCCUACAGAACAGGACAUACUUCGUGUGAGAGUACCUACUACCGGUAUAAUUGAGUAUCCUUUUGACUUGGAAGAGAUCCGAUUUAGUUAUCUUAGUGACCUAGAACGUAUUGAAAAGCCUGAUUUUCUUCCUACCGAGCAAGAUAUUCUUCGGGCUCGAGCUCCCACUACCGGCAUUAUAGAAUAUCCAUUUGAUCUGGACUCCAUCAUAUUUAGGAUGGUAGAUGUAGGUGGACAGAGAUCAGAAAGAAGAAAAUGGAUUCAUUGUUUUGAGAACGUCACUUCCAUUAUAUUUUUAGUAGCUUUAAGUGAAUACGAUCAAAUUUUAUUCGAAUCGGAAAACGAGAAUCGAAUGGAAGAAAGUAAAGCGCUCUUCAAAACGAUUAUAACAUAUCCCUGGUUCCAACAUUCUUCCGUUAUUUUGUUCCUAAAUAAAAAAGAUCUACUCGAAGAGAAAAUAAUGUAUUCUCAUCUGGUGGAUUAUUUUCCUGAAUACGAUGGGCCACAAAGAGAUGCCAUAGCCGCUAGAGAAUUUAUUCUAAGGAUGUUUGUCGAUCUAAAUCCAGAUAGUGAGAAGAUAAUUUAUUCUCACUUCACAUGUGCCACAGAUACGGAGAACAUCAGAUUUGUAUUUGCAGCAGUGAAGGAUACUAUCUUGCAAUCUAAUCUAAAGGAAUAUAAUCUGGUCUAGAUGAGAAGAUAUCGACUAAUUUACUUUAACAUCUUAACCAAAGUAUAUUGCGGUAUAGAGACAUUGUUAAACGACAAAAGGAGCAGGGAAAAAUGAUAUACCGAAGGGAGACAAGGAAUAAACGAUAACUAUAUAUUAUGGUGCCAUCGAUGAAGCAUCGCAGUUCCAUCAUAAAAGGAGUACCAACUUUAGCUAAUAAAAAUAUGUAAUACGAUGGAACUACCAGCGAGACAAACAAAGACGGACCUAAAUCUGA